Messenger RNA from Cuculus canorus (common cuckoo), 5393 nucleotides. RefSeq names its product adenylate cyclase 3 (gene ADCY3). Gene Ontology annotation, biological process: intracellular signal transduction; cAMP biosynthetic process; adenylate cyclase-activating G protein-coupled receptor signaling pathway. The transcript has 20 exons. Gene Ontology annotation, cellular component: plasma membrane. The record is from RefSeq and is a predicted model, not a curated record. Gene Ontology annotation, molecular function: adenylate cyclase activity. Lineage: Eukaryota; Metazoa; Chordata; Aves; Cuculiformes; Cuculidae. The coding region runs from base 1183 to 4569 and encodes 1128 amino acids.
AUGAGAGGCUGGGGAGGAGGAAAGCAGCUCUAGGAUCGAGGGAGAGCCACGAGUGGGGAUAAACCCACCCACCUUCCCCAUCCCCAGCCGGCACCGAGGGGGUUACGGGAGGCGGGGACACCCCGGACGCCCCGGUACCGGCCCCUCGGGCGGUGGGUGCCCGCCCCAGCCCCGGGGAAGCCCUGUCCGCUCUUUCCCCUCCGUCCCGAGCCUCCUCUUCGCCCCCGGCCCCGCCGCCACCGAGGGGACAGCGGGGCCGGGCGGCUCCGGGCGGGGGAUGCUGGCGGCUGCCCAUCGCAUCGCAUCCCUUCGGCUUCCCGGGGCUCCACGGCAUCCCUCUGGCUUCCCGAGCUUCACCAUAUCCUUCUAGCAUCCCCUAGCUCCAAGUAUCCCUCUCGCUUCCCGGGUCUCCACCGCAUCCCUCCUGCUUCCCGGGCUUCACCGCAUCCCUCCCGUUUCCCGAGGCUUAAAAGCAUCCCUCCUACUUCCCCGGGCUUAAGAGCAUCCCUCCCGCUUCCCGGCGCUUAAGAACAUCCCUCCUGCUUCCCGGGAAUUAAGAGCAUCCCUCCCGCUUCUCUGGGCUCCACAGCAUCCCUCCUGCUUCCCCGGCUCCACCGCAUCCCUCUCGCUUCCCGAGCUCAUGGCACCCCUCCUGCUCCCCGGGGCUUAAGAGCAUCCCUCCCACUCCCCGGGGCUCCAUCGCAUCCCUCCUGCUUCCCUGGCUCCAUUGCAUUCCUCUUGCUCCACAGCAGCUCCUCAUCAUCCAUCCCCAUGGAGCGAAACCUCUAGGAAAGGGGCAAAACCAAGAGACCCCCGAAGCGUCUGCCCUCGAAGGAGGGGCAGGGAGGCAUCGCGACAUCUUUCUGCUCCGCGACGCCUCGGUUGCAACCUGGCAGUGCGCAAGGGCUGGGGAGAGAGCGGGCAGGGAGCUGGAGAGGCAGGCUGGCUCAGCUCUGGCCUCCCCGUGCCACGCCACUGGUUAGUCAGGAUUAUCCCACUUUCCCUCCUCCGGACGCUCCUCGGCACGCAGUGGGAUUCAGGCAUACGGCUGCAGGAGAAGCAGAAAGGCCUCACAGCUCAGCAACCGGUGAGACAAGGAUGUUGUGGGUGAUGUUCCAGUGAGCAGUGGGGCACAGGGGACCGUGGUGUUUCAGCAGGGCUGGAACAGGGAAAGGUGCCGCGAUGCCCAGGAACAGGGCUUUUUCGGAGCCCGAGUGCUCAGCCGAAUACUCCGCUGACUACUCUGUGAGCCUGCCGUCGGACCCCGAGCAUGGCGUGGGGCGGACCCACGAGGUGACGGUGCGCAGCUCAGGACCCUGCCUCUGCCUACCCCGCUUCAUGCGCCUCACCUUUGCUCCCGAGUCCCUGGAGAACCUCUACCAGACCUAUUUCCGCCGCCAACGCCAUGAGACCCUCCUGGUUCUGGUGGUCUUUGCCGCCCUCUUCGACUGCUAUGUCCUCGUCAUGUGUGCUAUGGUCUACACCGCUGACAAGCUGGCCCCAGUUCUGGCUGCGGUGGCUGGACUGGUUGCCCAUGUGCUGCUCUUCAUCCUUUGCAAGUACAGGUUGCUCCCUGAGCGGGUGGCCCGCAGAUUCCUGCCCUACAUCCUCUGGGUCCUUAUCUUGGCACAGAUCUUCUGCUACUUGGGUCUCAACUUCUCCCGCUCGCCCGAGGCCAGUGACACAGUGGGCUGGCAGGCUUUCUUCGUCUUCUCUUUCUUCAUCACGCUGCCGCUGCGCUUGGCGCCCAUCGUGCUCAUCACUGCCGUCUCCUGCGGCAUUCACACGCUGGUGCUUGGUGUCACCGUCGCCCAGCAGCACCAGGAUGCCCUGGAUGAAGGCGCGCUGCUCAGACAGAUCCUGUCCAACAUUGCUAUCUACCUUUGCGCCAUCACGGUGGGGACCAUGUCCUACUACAUGGCUGACCGCAAGCACCGCAAAGCCUUCCUUGAAGCACGCCAGUCCCUUGAGGUCAAGCUCAACCUGGAGGAGCAGAGCCAGCAGCAGGAGCGGCUGAUGCUCUCCAUCCUGCCCAAGCAUGUGGCUGACGAGAUGCUGAAGGAUAUGAAGAAGGACCCUAGCCAGAAGGAGAUGCAGCAGUUCAACACCAUGUACAUGUACCGCCACGAGAAUGUCAGCAUCCUCUUCGCUGACAUCGUUGGCUUCACCCAGCUCUCCUCGUCCUGCAGUGCCCAGGAGUUGGUGAAGCUCCUCAACGAGCUCUUCGCCCGCUUUGACAAACUGGCAGCCAAACACCACCAGCUGCGCAUCAAAAUCCUGGGAGACUGCUACUACUGCAUCUGUGGGCUGCCCGAGUACCGGGAGGAUCACGCCGUCUGCUCCAUCAUGAUGGGGCUGGCCAUGGUGGAGGCCAUUUCCUACGUAAGGGAGAAGACCAAGACAGCAGUGGACAUGCGGGUUGGGGUGCACAGCGGGACGGUGCUGGGGGGUGUGCUGGGCCAGAAGCGCUGGCAGUAUGACGUGUGGUCCACUGACGUCACCGUGGCCAACAAGAUGGAGGCUGGUGGCAUCCCUGGGCGGGUGCACAUCUCGCAGAGCACCAUGGAUUGCCUGAAGGGCGAGUUCGAGGUGGAACCGGGUGAAGGUGGAUCACGCUGCGAGUACUUGAAGGAGAAGGGCAUCGUCACCUACCUUGUUGUGGUCCCCAAGCAGCCCCUGCGCAACGGCAUCAAUGGGGUGAAACUGUCACUGAGCUCAUCCCAUGGUGGCUCCCCACCAUUGGUCAACACCAAGGAGCGCAAUGGCAGCCUCAGUCUGGCCUGCACCAGCCCUGAGGAACCCGAGGAUCCUGAUGCCAGGGUGAAGGGUGCCAUGGAGAAUGGGGAGGAGGAUGGAGAGGCGGUGAACCCCUCCUUCCCCAACCCACGGCGGCGACUGCGGCUGCGGGACCUGGCUGAGCGGGUGAUCGAUGCCUCACAAAACGAGCAGGAGCUCAACAAGCUUCUCAAUGAAGCCUUGCUGGAGCGCGAGUCCAUCCAGGCGCUGAAGGGGAAGAGCACCUUCCGGCUCUCCAUGCGCUUCAUUGACCCUGAAAUGGAGACGCGCUACUCUGUGGAGAAGGAGAAGCAGAGUGGAGCCGCCUUCAGCUGCUCCUGUGUAGUUCUCUUCUUCACUGCAUUGGUGGAAGUCUUCAUUGACCCCUGGUUGGUGGCCAACUAUGUGACCUUUGCAGUGGGAGAGAUCCUGCUGCUCAUCCUUACCCUCUGCUCAUUGGCUGCCAUCUUCCCCCGGGUAUUCCCCAAAAAGCUUGUGGCCUUCUCUACUUGGAUUGACAGGACCCGCUGGGCACGCAACACCUGGGCCAUGGCUGCCAUCAUCAUCGUCACCAUGGCUGAUAUUGUGGACAUGCUCAGCUGCCGGCAGGACCACGGUGGGAUGGGCAACAGGACCGCAGGACCACUACCAUGGCCAGGUGGCUGCAGGGAGCAGCCCAAGUACUACAGCUACAUCGCUCUGCUGGCCCUGGUGGCCACCAUCAUGCUGGUGCAGGUCAGCCACAUGGUCAAGCUGACCCUCAUGCUGCUGAUCACCGGGGCUGCUGGUGCUGUCAACAUCUACGCUUGGGAGCACAUCUUUGACCAGUACGACCGCCGCCUUGGCCAGCAAAACACGUCUUUGCUGGUCCCCUCCAAGUACUCCAUGACAGCAAUGAUCUUUGUUGUGAUGCUCAGCUUCUACUACUUCUCUCGCCAUGUGGAGAAGCUGGCCAGAACCCUCUUCCUCUGGAAGAUUGAUGUCCACGAUCAGAAAGAGCGGGUCUACGAGAUGCGGCGCUGGAAUGAGGCCCUCGUUGCCAACAUGCUGCCCGAUCACGUGGCCCGGCAUUUCCUGGGCUCCAAGAAGCGGGAUGAGGAGCUCUACAGCCAGUCCUAUGAUGAGAUUGGAGUCAUGUUUGCCUCCCUCCCCAAUUUUGCUGACUUCUACACAGAGGAGAGCAUCAACAACGGGGGCAUUGAGUGCCUGCGGUUCCUCAAUGAGAUCAUCUCUGACUUUGAUGCGCUCCUGGAUGAACCCCAAUUCCGGUGCAUCACCAAAAUCAAAACCAUUGGCAGCACCUACAUGGCUGCUUCUGGAGUGACUCCCGAUGCCAAUGCCAAUGGCUACAGUGCCAAGAAGGAGACCCUCUCAGAUAAAGAACGUUGGCAGCACUUGGCAGACCUGGCCGACUUUGCCUUAGCCAUGAAGGUGACGCUGAUGAACAUCAACUACCAGUCCUUCAACAACUUCAUGCUCCGCAUAGGCAUGAACAAGGGGGCCGUGCUGGCAGGAGUCAUCGGUGCCCGCAAACCACACUAUGACAUCUGGGGCAACACAGUGAAUGUGGCCAGCAGGAUGGAGUCCACUGGUGUGAUGGGCAACAUACAGGUGGUGGAGGAGACCCACCUCAUCCUGAAGGAGUACGGCUUCCGCUUUGUGCGCCGGGGAGCCAUCUACGUCAAGGGCAAAGGGGAGCUGCUCACCUUCUUCCUCAAGGGCCGGGAGAAACAGGGCUCCUUCAUCAAUGGCUCCUCCGUCACCCUGCCCCAUCAGGUGGUGGACAGCUUGUGAGAGGCUGGCAUCCGCCUGCCACCACAGCCACCAUCUCCUGGCAUGGAGUGGGACAGCUCGGGAGGGCCCAGCACCCACUGUCAGGGACGUCCAUCCCACCGUGGUCCGGAUUGGAAACCAAACUCCAGAAACCAACCCCUUCGCACGACCCUUUCUGAGCCCCUGCUGGAGGUUUCUGGUGGGGGAAGUUCACUCCAUGGUCAAGCAGGAGGAGAUACAGGGAUGUUCCAGUGGGCUUCUCCAGCUGUUCACGCUCGCGUGCAAGCGCACACAAUCUCACAAGCCCUGGCAGGCACAGAGCUGGGAACACACGCUGCCUUUUUCUGAUAUCCCAGCCUUCACCAGAGGGGACAGCAUAGCAUUAAAGCAGCAUCACGGGCCUUGGCACGAGGAGAUCCAAACUCAGGGCUGGAUGGGAAGACACCACCGUCUCUCCUGCGUGCUGGGAGCGGUAGCUACAAACUGGGAGCAUCCAGAUGUUUGCUGUUAGUUCGUACCAAGUUCAUCCUCAUCACCAACCGCUGUAGGUAGGAGAUCGGGAAGACAGAGAGCGUGGCAUUGCCUUCGACUUGGGGAGGAAGAAAAAGGAGCCAAUAUUGUGUAUUUCAGAGAUAUAAAGAGAUAUAAGAUUGACAUUUAUAUUUUUAACUGUGCCUGUUCCCUCCCUGCCAGUGCUCAUCCGGAUGCUGCCUCGCACACGCUGCUUGAUGGAAAAGAGAUCUGGGGAAUGGGGCGAGGAGUGGAAUGGCAUUAAAUCUGGAGGAUGGAGGCACCUGCAGAGUGUAACUAAGCCGCUAGUUUCUGGAAUAGAAGCAGUUGAAUUU